AUGCCAAUCACCAUCAACACGCCCUGCAAGCCAGGAGAGAAGACACCAAGCGUAACCUACUCGCAACGGAGGUUCCAGCCGCCAGUCUACACACCCUCGAAGAACACGGGCUCAUCAGGCCAUCUCUCUAGCCAGAGCUCCUUGGAGUCGUCGCUGCCUUCUUCCUUCGAGGAGCUACGCCGCCGCGGUGGCAGCCACAAUACGCCGACGCCUUCUCCACAGUCGAUCGGGACACCACCGACAGUGCCUCAAGACCUCAAUGAAGACAUUGUGGACGAGCUCGUUGACGAACUCGACGACCUCCAUUACGGCGUCCGUUCGCUUCGCCGCCUGUUCCAGAACGCGGCACAGAACCUCGCCGCCGAGAUGAUGACGACGACGACGUAG
Molecule: messenger RNA, 387 nt
Organism: Vanrija pseudolonga
Lineage: Eukaryota; Fungi; Basidiomycota; Tremellomycetes; Trichosporonales; Trichosporonaceae
Exons: 2
Coding region: 1-387 (128 amino acids)
Source: RefSeq, a predicted model, not a curated record